Molecule: messenger RNA, 2001 nt
Organism: Nicotiana tabacum (common tobacco)
Lineage: Eukaryota; Viridiplantae; Streptophyta; Magnoliopsida; Solanales; Solanaceae
Molecular function (GO): zinc ion binding
Source: RefSeq, a predicted model, not a curated record
AUGGAGAUUGUGAAUGUUGGAACUACAGUUCCAACUUUGAUUCCGAUUUUACUUCAACACAGUAGUGAAUGGGUAAGUGAGAGUAAAUUUGUUAAUUUCCUUGUUAAUGGCGUGUUGAUCAAUUCGGACUGUAGCUAUGAUUAUUUUGUUGAUGAGAUAUACAAGCAAUUGGGUAGAGAUUCAAUUACGAGUGCAAUGGAGAUAAAAUAUACAGUGAAGGAUGGCUAUGUAGCAAUUCCAAUAUACAAUGAUAUGAGUGUGCGCUUGUAUAUGGAGAUGAAAAAGAAAAACCUGGAUAUCACUGAAUAUCCAUUAUGCAUAACAUUGAAAACUGUAUAUUCAAGUGUUGAAUGCUCAUAUUCAAGUUCAUACUUGGGUGGCAACUUACUUGCAACAACUUCAGCUGGAAACUUACUCGCAACAACUUCAGUUGGUUUACAAUGUCAGAACGUAGAAGAAGUACAUGGAACUAAUAUUAUUGAGAUGAUGGAUAAUCAUGUAAAGAAAGACAAAAUUGAGAUAUUGAAGGGAAAUUGUAUAAUAGACAAUCCACAACAUGAAGAAAUUGCAGAAGCCAUUGCAAAACUGAUUUGCAACAAAUAUACCAAUCCAAAAAUAAUAUACACUCAGACAGACAUCAUGAGCAACAUGAAACAACAGUAUGGGAUUAAUAAGAGUAACAUAAAAGCUUAUAGAACAAAAGAAAAGGCGCUUGAACUACUAAGAGGGAUACCGCGUGAAUCUUAUAGAAAACUGUCGGGUCACUUGUAUAUGAUAAAUAUGACAAAUCCUGGUUCUGUCACAAGGUUACAUAAAUCAGAGGACGAGCGCUUCAUGUAUGUUUUUAUCGCACUAAAUGCAUCAAUCAUAAGAUGGAAAUAUUGUUACCCUAUCAUAGUGGUUGAUGGGACAUUCCUCAAAUCAUCACACAGAGGAACAAUGUUAACAGCUAGCGCACAAGAUGCAACAGCAUAUGCUGUUGUAGAUUCUGAAAAUGAUGCUUCCUGGGAAUGGUUUUUUGAAAUGUUUAGACAGGCUUUUGGGGAAAAGAAAAGGAUGUGCAUCGUAUCGGAUCGUCAUGCAAGCAUAUUGAGGGGUGCUUCGAUUGUGUAUCCAGAGGUAUCUCACUGUGUAUGCAUCUUUCAUCUUUGGAAUAACAUAAAGAAGCAGUUCAAUAAGAACCAUGACCGGCUGAGGGAAGUAUUUUUUGCAAUGGCCAGAGCAUACAAAAUUGAAGAUUUUAAUCGCCUCAUGGAAGAUAUGGACAGCAUUGAUAAGAGGGUAAGGGGUUACCUAUUCCAAGUUGGUUAUGAAAAGUGGUCUAUAGUGCAUUCCAUUGUUAAUAGAUCCAUGGUGAUGACUUCAAAUAUUGCCGAGUCACUCAAUGCAAGGAACAGAGAGGCAAGAGAGCUACCAAUCAUGAGUUUGCUAGAUUACAUGAUGAAUUUGGUUAUGGAAUGGAAUAAUACAAAUAGAAUGACUGCAAUGAGUACAUUUAUUGACAUAGGACAAAAAUAUCAUGAAGUACUGAAGGAAAAUAGCUAUUUGUCGCAAAAGAUGACGGUGAAGCCUUCAACCGAUUAUGUAUAUGUAGUAAUGGAUGCUAAAAAAAGGCGAAACAUAGUCUACAUGCAAAAAAGAGAAUGCUCGUGCAAACGAUUUCAAGUGGAUGAGAUUCCUAGUCCACAUGCUAUGGCAGUAUUGGACUACACACACAUGGAAGCACCUAAAUAUUGUUCUGCCCAUUAUACCAAGGAAUACUUCAAGAAGACAUAUGAAGUACCAGUUAAUCCACUUCGUGAUGAAACUACAUGGGACCUUCCAACAAAGGUGUUAGAUAAUGUGGUCCUACCACCGAUAGUGAAGGGCAAACCAAGAAUACUGACGAAGUCGCGACGCAAGGGACUUUAUGAAUAUCUGUAUACUGAAACUGUUACAUGUGGACUUUGUGGAAAACAAGGACAUAAUAGAAGAACAUGUAGGAAUGCUCAAGACAACUAG